UCAUGUUUUUUUUCUUUUGUGUUAGGCUUACGGAAUGCCCCGCGCUGCUGGGAGGCCAUACAGCCACUCCUGUGUGCUGUGUACAUGCCAAAGUGUGAAGGCGGCAAGGUAGAGCUUCCAAGUCAAGGUCUGUGUCAGGCUACACGUAGCCCCUGUGCCAUUGUAGAGCGUGAGAGGGGCUGGCCAGACUUUCUAAAGUGCACCACAGACCGAUUCCCAGAAGGCUGUCCGAAUGAGGUGCAAAACAUCAAAUUUAACAGCUCCGGGCAAUGUGAGGCUCCUUUGGUACGCACGGACAACCCAAAGAGCUGGUACGAAGAUGUG
This is a messenger RNA of Staurois parvus, 324 nucleotides long. NCBI's taxonomy places the organism in Eukaryota, Metazoa, Chordata, Amphibia, Anura, Ranidae. The record is from the annotation of a GenBank genome assembly.